Molecule: messenger RNA, 2876 nt
Organism: Ostrinia nubilalis (European corn borer)
Lineage: Eukaryota; Metazoa; Arthropoda; Insecta; Lepidoptera; Crambidae
Exons: 3
Coding region: 1-1743 (580 amino acids)
Cellular component (GO): extracellular region
Molecular function (GO): chitin binding
Source: RefSeq, a predicted model, not a curated record
AUGUCAAGGAACCCUGCGCGCUGCGUCACCGCGCCCGCGCCAGUCGCAGCCGACAUGUCUGCGCCGGCGCCUGCCUCGCGCCGCGGGCUGCUCCUGCUCACGCUAGCGCUCGUCGCGGCCGCUCAACUCGUCGAAACGCAAGACGUGUUAUGCAAAAGGGACGGCCUCUUCGCCGACUACGACAGCGAGUGUCGGGAGUACGUAAAAUGUGCGGGUGGUGUGAUGAAAAACAGAUACUCCUGCGGCCCCGGACGCGUCUUCAGCGAGGUGGCGGGGGCGUGCGUGCCGCGCCGGCGCCAGCCCUGCAUCCGGCGCCGGUGCGCGCCCGAAGAUUCGCUGGCCUACGCCACCCCCGGCACCGCCUGCCGCCACUACUACCGCUGCGAGAACGGAACCGCCGUCGACCACGCGUGCCCCUCCGGCGCCUGGUUCGACCUCGACCGGCAGGCCUGCACGCGCGGCGCCGGCACCUGCUACGAGCCGCUGUGCGCCGGCCUCCCCGACGGCACCUACCCGGACGCGUCGCACGAGUGUCGGAGGAAGCUGGAGUGUCGCGGGGCCGACCUGAAAGCCGUGACGUCCUGCCCGGGGGGCCUGUGCUCCGCGAAGUGCGCGCCGCCGCGGUCGGCCGCGAUCCCGCUGCCGGCGGGGGACGCCGACUUCUGCUCCGACGAGGCCUGCUCCUCGCUGUGCCACCAGGCCGCGGACGGGGCGUACGCGGACCGCUCGACCGGGUGUCGUGAAUAUUUCGUGUGCGAGGACCGGCGCGUGAUCCGGCGCGGGGUGUGCGAGCCGGGGCUGCUGUUCUCGGGCGGCGGCUGCGAGCCGGCGGCGCUGACGCACUGCCCGCCGCCCGCGCGCAGCCCGUGCUUCAACCGCCCGGACGGGCUGCACCGCGACUGGCGCGACUGCUCGUCGUGGUUCGACUGCCGCCGCGAGCGGGUGGUCACGCGGGGCUCGUGCGACCCGGGGCAGGUGUUCGACGGAGUGCGUUGCGUGCCGUCGGAGCGGUUCACCUGCGAGGGCCCGGCGCCGUCGGCGCAGUGCGAGGGGCUGCCGAGCGGGACGUACCAGGACAUGGAGUGGAACUGCACGCGGUACUACCACUGCGAGGGCUCGCUGCGGACCGGCCUGGCGUGCCCGGCGGGGCGGGUGUUCGACGGGGUGCGGUGCUCGGCGGCGGAGCGCUACCUGUGCCCGAGCCUGGAGCGGGACUCGUGCUUCGGGCGGGCGGACGGGCGCUACCGCGCGCUGGACACGGGCUGCCGCGGGUACUACGCGUGCGCCGGCGGCGAGAAGGCGGGCUACGCGUGCCCGGCGGGCCGCGUGUUCGACGGCGAGGCCUGCGUGCCCGCCGCGCCCGGCAUCUGCCCCAUCGAUGACUACUCGUGCUCCGGGCUCGCGGACGGCUACCAUGCGGAAAUGGAAUCGAGCUGCCACAGAUACUUCUACUGCCAAGGCGGUGACAGACUAGCAACCUUAUCGUGUCUCGGAGGCAAGAUAUUCGACGGGCACGCGUGCGUGGACCCCUCGAAACACGAGUGCGGCGCAAUGCCCGCGUCCAUGAUAGAAAAUGGCGGCCAGUUCUGCGCGCGCGACGGAUUCUUCAUCCAGCAGGGCACCGAGUGCAAACGCUACUACUUCUGCGUCACCGGCAUAAGAACUUUCCUCACCUGCCCUACCAACCAAAUCUUCAAUGGACAAGUGUGCGUUCCCAUCAACCAAUUCACAUGCCCUGGAUGAGAAUCAAGAGGGUAUAGUUAGAAAAAAAUACGACCCCAAGGGCGCCCCACGACGCGUCCAGGAGACACCGCGACGUACCUGACUUAUUUAUUCCUAUAAGGCUGUGACUAAAUACUUAUUUUAAUUAGGACUUUAGCUCUACCUCUUAGAAAUAAUACACUUCACUUUUUACUAUCAUUUUAUUGGCAUAGAAAUUUUAAGCAGCCUAACUAGUGUCUAAUAAAUUACACAGUGACUAUAUCUUACAUGUAAACUUACAAACACAAUACAGCAAGCCCCGUGAAUAGAAAAAUAACUUCUUUUAACACAGUAAAAGAUCAACUAAACAUUUUUAAAUUACAGAUAAAUAUAUUAUUUUGCAACAAAAUCUCUUAAAAAGUGAAUUAAUUUAAGGUGUUCGAUAAAUAAAUUAUAAAAUUAAUUAUAGUUAGCACGAGUAAGUAAUACAAGAUAAGUUCAACAUAUGACAAUAUAAUUUUGAAUUAAAAAUAUUAAACAUUUUCUUUAUAUUUUGAUUCAUUAAGUUUGGCAAUACUCAUUUAUAUUUAAUAAAACGUAUAACAUAAUAUUUAAUUCGUAAUCUAUGUAUGUAUAAUAAACAUUAUUUGCAUACAUAUUGUUUUUUUCGUUUUCAAUUUCAAGUCUAUAAAUACAUUUCUAUACAUUUUUUUACAUUAAACUUCGAACAAGUACGACCCUACGCUAGUCCAAUUUCAUAACAUGUCUUUUUAUAAUACAAGGACACGUUAAUUUAAUUUAUACACAAUUUAAACUUCAAUUGGUCCUCAGCGAAAGGAGUGAUCAAUGCAAAAGUGGCUCCAAACGAUACUGCAAAAAAACCCCCCUUACAAAAUCCAUGGAAAUUAAAACAGGGUCAUAAACCAUAAACGUUGUGUGAUUUGAGGAAUACGAGACCACGGAGAUUAUAUUUCUCAGGGACUUAGUACUUAUCGUUAAAACUACUUUCAGCAGAAUUCAUAACUUUUCUAUAGAUUUCGACAAGGCUUUUGCAAGUACCGUUCGACGGCACAAGGGACCUAACAUGUUGCACCAUUUGACUGCCAAGGUAAAUACCCUAUAAUGUCUAGCUAAGCAGACUUUAAUGACAUAAUUUAGAUGUUUGUUCACAUUAU